Messenger RNA from Eupeodes corollae, 3571 nucleotides. RefSeq names its product vinculin (gene Vinc). Gene Ontology annotation, cellular component: actin cytoskeleton. The transcript has 7 exons. Gene Ontology annotation, biological process: cell adhesion. The coding region runs from base 318 to 3191 and encodes 957 amino acids. Lineage: Eukaryota; Metazoa; Arthropoda; Insecta; Diptera; Syrphidae. The record is from RefSeq and is a predicted model, not a curated record. Gene Ontology annotation, molecular function: actin filament binding; structural molecule activity.
ACUGUUUUUGUAUUUUCUUUAUUUUUCUAGAAGUGUUCUUUCAGUGAAAUUAAUUAAUUUAUUCGUUAUUUGUUACUUACAUUCAUUCAGCGUUUAGUUUAAUUUGUGGUCUUAUGUUUGUGUACGGGGUAUUGGGUAGGAAUUGUAAACAUUUGUAAAAUAUUGUUUCCUUUUUUCUUAUCAAAGUGAGGUAAUUUUUUGCGAAUAAAAUAAACAAAAUUGUUAAUUUAAUUUAUUAAGCAGAAAGUGCCGAGAAUAAAAUAUAAGGAACCAACAACUAAAGUAAAUAUAAAAUCAACCACAACAACAACAGCACCAUGCCAGUCUUCCAUACAAAAACCAUAGAAAGUAUUUUAGAUCCUGUUGCUCAACAGGUAUCUCGAUUAGUUAUUCUCCAUGAAGAAGCCGAAGAUGGCAACGCUAUGCCAGAUCUCAGCCGUCCAGUUCAAGUGGUAUCAAUGGCUGUUACCAACCUAAUUAAAGUUGGUCGUGAAACUAUCAAUAGUUCCGAUGAUAAUAUACUUAAACAGGAUAUGCCCUCUGCAUUAACACGUGUCGAGAAUGCCUCUCAACUUCUCGAAGAGGCAUCAGACAUGUUAAAAGGUGAUCCAUAUUCCGGUCCAGCGCGCAAGAAACUUAUUGAAGGAAGUCGUGGCAUUUUACAAGGCACUUCUGCGCUGCUUCUGUGCUUUGACGAAUCUGAAGUGCGAAAAAUUAUACAAGAAUGCAAGCGAGUAUUGGAUUAUUUGGCAAUUGCAGAAGUGAUAGGUUCAAUGGAGGAUCUAGUGCAAUUUUUGAAGGAUUUGAGUCCGUGCCUUAGUAAAGUCUCGAGAGAAGUUAGUUCGCGUGAGAAAGAGCUUACGCACCAGGUGCACAGUGAAAUUUUAGUGCGUUGUUUAGAACAAGUUAAAAUUCUAGCCCCAAUCUUAAUUUGUAGCAUGAAAGUUUACAUUCAUAUUGUUGAACAAAAUGGUGUUGGAGUUGAUGAAGCAGCAGAAAAUAGGAAUUACUUAGCGUCACGUAUGACUGAUGAAAUUCAGGAAAUAGUUCGUGUGUUACAAUUAACAACUUACGACGAAGACACAAGUGAGCUGGAUAAUCUAACAGUUUUAAAGAAAAUAAGCAACGCCAUCCUCAAUAAAGUGGGUCUUGCCAAUGACUGGUUGGCCAAUCCAUAUGCUUUGAAGGGUGGUGUUGGUGAGAAAGCUCUACGACAGAUAAUAGAAAACGCACAUGAGGUGGCUGACAGAUGUCUUCCGCAGGACUCGAUGCCAAUCCGCAAAAUGGCGGAUGAUAUUACAACAAUGGGCAAUGCCUUGUGUGAAUUGCGCCAAGAUGGCAAGGGUACUAGCCCUCAGGCAGAGAGUUUGGCCAAAAAUAUACGUGAAAAACUUGGAAGUCUGCAACAAGCUCUUAUUAAUGCAAUAGUCGGAGUAAACAAAGCCGGUGUUCAGCAAACAGCCCAUACUAUUCAAGGGCGAUUGGAGCAAGCACGCAAAUGGCUGCAGAAUCCAGAAAUUAACGACAAUGGCUUAGGCGAACGGGCUACAGGAUUGAUAGUAGAAGAAGGAAGGAAAGUAGCAGAAGGUUGUCCUGGUUACCAGAAGGCUGAGAUACUCCAACUUUGUGAUGAGGUAGAAUAUUUAAAAAUGAAUGCAGCUGGUACCACACCAAAAGCCAAGGAGUUCGCUAAGAAGCUUAACCACAAGUUACACGAGCUUAAAGAGGCGAUCCAAAAUGCCCUGGUGAAUAGAAUCGUUCAAGACUUUAUGGAUGUGUCAACACCAUUAAAACAAUUUAGUGAAGCAGUCAAUGUGCCCCAGGGAACACCGAACCGAGAGCAAAAUUUCAACCAGAAAUCAAACAAUUUACAAGCUUUUAGUGAUCGUGCUUCGAAAACUAGUCGAAUGGUUGCCGCAGGAGGAUCUGGCGGCAACAAGAAGAUUGCUGAAAUUUUGUUAUCUUCUGCAUCUCAAGUUGAUAGCUUAACACCUCAACUGGUAUCUGCUGGACGCAUCCGAAUGAACUACCCGGGAAGCACAGCUGCUGAAGAGCAUUUAAACAAUUUAAAACAACAAUAUGCCGAUACCAUUCUCCGAAUGAGAACUGUAUGCGAUCAGGCCACCAAUCCGGCUGAUUUUAUCAAAACUUCUGAAGACCACAUGCAAGUUUAUGUAAAGCUCUGUGAAGAUGCCAUUCACAAUAAACAGCCCCAGAAAAUGGUCGACAAUACAUCAAACAUCGCACGCUUGGUAAACCGUGUACUACUGGUAGCCAAACAAGAAGCAGACAAUUCGGAAGAUCCGGUAUUCACAGUUAAACUUAAUGAAGCUGCUAAUCGCUUGGAAAAUUCUUUGCCAGCUAUGGUGGUUGAUGCAAAAAUGGUCGCAACCAACAUCAAUGAUCCAAAUCGUGCUAGUACUUGGAGGGACUCUUAUAAAAGGCUUAUUGCUGACGUGUGUGAUGUUCGGUCAGCGAUUGCAGCGUCCCAUGGUGACUUGCCUCCACCAGUGCCUGAACUCAGUGCCUUGCAUUUGUCUUCCAAUGAAAAUAAACCGGAACGUGCUCCCCCACGUCCUCCACUACCACGUGAAGGUAUGGCUCCAAUUCGGCCACCACCACCAGAAACAGAUGACGAAGAUGAAGUCUUUCGCACAACGCCUCACGCAAAUCAGCCAAUUUUUAUUGCCGCUCGUGGUCUACAUCAAGAAGUCCGUCAAUGGUCUUCUAAGGAUAACGAAAUUAUUUCAGCUGCCAAGCGAAUGGCCGUCCUUAUGGCAAGACUCUCCGAAUUAGUUCUUGCUGAUUCAAAGGGUAGCAAACGUGAACUCAUUGCUACAGCAAAACAAAUUGCUGAAGCAUCUGAGGAUGUGACGCGUCUGGCCAAAGAUCUGGCUCGUCAAUGUACUGACCGUCGAAUUCGUACCAAUUUGUUACAAGUUUGUGAACGUAUUCCGACCAUUGGAACACAACUUAAGAUUCUAUCAACUGUAAAGGCAACAAUGUUGGGUGCUCAAGGCUCGGACGAAGAUCGCGAAGCAACCGAAAUGUUGGUUGGAAAUGCACAGAAUCUAAUGCAGAGUGUUAAGGAAACGGUCAGGGCAGCUGAAGGUGCUAGCAUUAAAAUUCGCUCCGAUCAGACUAGUAACAGACUUCAAUGGGUCCGACGACAGCCUUGGUAUCAAUAUUAAGGAAUACGUGAAGUGCAAUGGAAUAGAAACAAAUAUUUUGUUUAAACAAAAUUUGCCAAAAUCAUCUGUUAAAAUCAUUUAAAAAAUGCUUUCAUCAUCUUUUUUGUAUAAUUAAGUUAUUGAAAAAUUUUAGGCUGACAGUGCAUAUAACAAAGAUUUUUUUAAGUUUGUGUCUAAUAAAAACAUUUUUAUAGAGUUAAAUGUUAUAAAUUACGAAUGAAAUAUAUAUAAGUCUAACUAUUGUUGUCGAAUAGAAAAAUUGAAUAAAACAAAGUGCAUCUUACAUAAAAUAAACGAAAAUAAUGUGAAUUUUUAUAACUACAUAAAUGUCUUUGAAAAUAAAAAAGCUUUGAAAAUAUAUCUUUCUAACUAAAAUUAAA